This is a messenger RNA of Hibiscus syriacus, 3191 nucleotides long. Its product is annotated as vacuolar protein sorting-associated protein 54, chloroplastic-like. Gene Ontology annotation, cellular component: GARP complex. The coding region runs from base 72 to 3032 and encodes 986 amino acids. Gene Ontology annotation, biological process: retrograde transport, endosome to Golgi; Golgi to vacuole transport. Lineage: Eukaryota; Viridiplantae; Streptophyta; Magnoliopsida; Malvales; Malvaceae. The transcript has 19 exons. The record is from RefSeq and is a predicted model, not a curated record. Gene Ontology annotation, molecular function: syntaxin binding.
AUCAAAAAAGAAAAAACAUUUCCAUUCCCCACAAUUUUCUUUCUUUCUUUGAUGAUUUGUACAUCUUGAAAAUGGAUCCACAGCCUUCCCCAUCGGGAAGGUCCUCGACAGUUGCUCGGGCAUCUUCGUUUUCCGUCGCCGAUUCGGGUGGCCAAACGCUCACUUCCGUCCUCAACAACCCUCAUGCUGGGAAAUUGGAUGCUUCUUGGGGUGGUUGGUGGUCCAUCGCGCCGCCCGAAUUCCUUCCCCUAACGCCCACCAAAGCCACCUCCGAUCUCUCCCGAUCCGAUUUCCAAUCGUACCUCACUUCCAUUUCUGAUUCCUACAAUCGAUUCGAGGACAUUCGGAAUCACACCAGUAAGGAGCAAACAUUCGAUGUCGAUAACAUUGGGGAAGCCCUCGCAGCUUGUUUAAGGGAGGUACCCGCUCUUUAUUUUAAGGAAGAUUUCGCUCUCGAAGAUGGAGGUACCUUCCGGGCAGCCUGCCCUUUCAACGAUAUUUCUGAAAACAUUAUGCUUCAGGAGAAAUUGUCCCAAUACUUGGACAUUGUGGAGCUCCAUUUGGUGAAGGAGAUUUCGUUGCGGUCCAAUUCUUUCUUCGAAGCACAAGGGCAGUUGGAGGACUUGAAUGUUAAGAUUGUGGAAGGAUGCAACCGGAUUCGUGAUCUGAAAGAAACUAUUCGCCUGGUUGACACUGAUUUGGUUGACUCUGCUAGGCAGAUACAGGAGUUGAAUGCCACUAGGACCAAUCUGUUGGCUCUCCAACAUAAACUAAAGCUUAUUCUAUCUGUUAACCAAGCGUUAACCGCCCUUAAAUUGCUUGUUUCAUCUGCAGAGUGUGCUGGGGCUUUGGAUAUUAUCGAUGAUCUGCAACACUUGCUGGAUGGGGAUGAACUUACAGGUUUACAUUGCUUUCGUCACCUUCGAGAUCAUGUAGGUUCUUCUAUAGAUUCCAUAAACAGUAUUCUUUCAGUAGAAUUUAUGCGUGCAUCAAUACAUGAUGCUGGGGAUAAAGAUGCAGUUAUAUUGUUGAAAGCAAAAGCCAGGGCAUCGGUUUCCUUGAAUGGAGAGGAUGCUAGUGUUAAGUUGGAUGAGGAAGAAACCACAAAUUUUCGAGAUUGUCUUCUGCCUCUUAUCAUUGGUUUGCUUCGAACGGCCAAGCUCCCAUUUGUCCUAAGGAAUUAUCGUGAUACACUCACUGCUGAUAUGAAAACUGCUAUUAAGACUGCUGUUGCAGAGCUGCUUCCAGUUCUUGUGGGCCAACCUCAGGAGUCUGAUAUGGGUACAGAGCGCACUAUGGAUGCAGAUGGUGGAGGCUUAUCACUUGCAAGCAAAUUGAGGAGUUUGUCAUCUGGAAGCUUUGUCCAACUUCUGGCUGCUAUUUUCAAGAUUGUACAGGCACAUUUAAUCCGGGCAGCUGAAGUGAAAAAGGCCAUUGAGUGGGUAAUGUGCAACCUUGAUGGUCAUUAUGCUGCUGAUUCAGUUGCUUCUGCAAAUGCACUUGGUGCCAUGGUUGCAGAAUCUUCUCAAGAGAGUAAUGGCCAAGGUUCUUCAAUUUCUUUGAAUGCAUCUUUAAGGAGUACAUACAAAAGUCUUUCAUCCCCAGGGAAAGGAAGUGAUGCACCAAGCCCUUCUAAUUUGUCAAAGAAUUUCAGGGCAGAUGUUUUAAGAGAAAAUGCUGAAGCAGUGUUUGCAGCUUGUGAUGCUGCUCAUGGAAGGUGGGCAAAGUUGCUUGGGGUUCGUGCUCUUCUUCAUCCUAAGCUGAGAUUGCAAGACUUUUUGAGCAUAUAUAAUAUCACUCAGGAGUUCAUAACUCUUACAGAGAAGAUUGGUGGAAGGUUGGGAUAUAGCAUCCGGGGAACACUGCAGUCACAGGCCAAAUCCUUCGUUGAUUUCCAGCAUGAAUCUCGAAUGACAAAAAUAAGAGCGGUGCUUGACCAAGAGACAUGGGUGGAAGUUGAUGUUCCUGAUGAGUUUCAGGCAAUUGUCUCUUUGCUGUUUGAUUCUGUAAGCAAGGCAGAAAGCCACAGCAAUGAGGGUUCACAAGUGUCUGAAAUUGGAUCACAUGGUUCUGUGGAGCAGAAUGAGCAGAUUGAUUCUAGUGGUACAGCUGCAGUAAAUGCUGCCCAAGGGAAGGCUGAGGUGACUGAGAGAAAGAAAUUAGAUGCUGUAACUUCAUCACAGAGUAACAGCAGUAAUACAAAGGAACGUGGAAAAAAUGCUACACAAACACUUGAAUAUGGUGGUGUUAGUUAUCACAUGGUAAACUGUGGCUUAAUAUUGCUGAAGAUGCUGUCGGAGUACAUUGACAUGAAUCAUCUUCUGCCAGCACUUUCCUUGGAGAUUGUUCAUCGUGUUGUGGAGAUUUUAAAAUUUUUCAACACUAGAACUUGCCAACUUGUUUUAGGUGCUGGAGCCAUGCAGGUUUCGGGGUUGAAGUCCAUUACUUCUAAACACUUGGCCUUGGCAAGUCAAGUCAUUAGUUUCACAUAUGCCAUUAUUCCUGAAUUGAAGCAAACUUUGUUCCUGAAAGUUCCUGAACCUCGAAAAUCACUGUUGCUUUCGGAGUUUGAUCGAGUUGCACAGGAUUAUAUGGUUCACCGAGAUGAAAUACAUACAAAGCUUGUUCAGAUAAUGAGAGAGAGGUUGUUGGUUCAUCUGCGAGGCCUACCUCAGAUUGUUGAGAGCUGGAAUAGGCCAGAAGAUGCUGACCUACAGCCCAGUCAAUUUGCUAAGUCCCUUACUAAGGAAGUUGGAUUCCUCCAACGUGUUUUAUCUCGAACAUUGCAUGAAGUAGAUGUUCAAGCAAUUUUCAGGCAAGUUGUUGUGGAGUUCCAUUCACAGAUUUCGGAAGCAUUUUCACGCUUAGAGAUCAGCACUCCUCAGGCAAAAGAUAGACUGCAUCGUGAUGUUACACACAUUCUUGGGUGCAUUCGAUCAUUGCCAUGUGAUAAUUCAAAUAAUUCUGUUACCCCAAACUGGGGGCAACUAGAUGAGUUCUUAGCGCAAAGUUUCGGGACUGAAUCCGGCUGAGAUUUGUGGUUUUGUACAGUAGAGACUUCCACCCACAUUUGAAAGGAGAUUAUUAUUUUUUUUAUGAGAAACCAAACCAAUCCUCGGCCUACCCUACUAUGCAAAUUGUUUUGUAGAAGUACAUUAAGGUAAGGAAUGUAUGAAUCUAAUCUGUUUCUC